GAGAGCCGUUCCGUGAUCCAGUCCGCCAUGACACACUGGCAGAGGAACACCUGUGUGAGAUUCCGGCCCAGAAUGCAACACGACUUCGACUACGUCUUCUUCCAGAGAGGCAGAACAUGCUGUUCGUUUGUCGGUCGUACUGGGAACGGGAAACAGACGCUGUCGGUCGGGCCUGGUUGUGACAUGUUCGGGAUAGUUCUGCACGAGAUCGGGCACCUGAUCGGGUUCUGGCACGAGCACAGCCGACCGGACCGCGACGAGUUUGUGGACAUUCUGUACGAGAACGUGAAGGACGGAGAGAGACACAACUUCGAAAAACUCUGGAAGACACAGAUCAACUCCCUGGGCCAGCGGUACGACUACAUGUCCAUCAUGCACUACGGCUCUCGUUAUUUCACGAAGAACGGCCGCGAGACUUUGAGCCCGAGACAGAACAACGUCAUGAUCGGUCAGCGGACGGCGCUCAGUCAGAUGGACAUCGUGCAGGCGAACCUGCUCUACAAGUGCCACAGAGUAACAGACUGCGGAGGCACGAUAUUUGCGAACAGCGGGAACUUCACCUCCCCGAACUACCCGAACGAGCUGCCCUCCAACAUCGGCUGUGCCUGGAUAGUGACGUCAGAGGAGGGCAACACGCUCACGCUCAACGUCACUGACAUGGACCUGCAAGGUGCCGACGAAGACGGCGAAUGUCGCAACGAAUACAUCGAGAUCAGGGACGGCAUGGGUGAGCUGGCGCCUCUGAUUGGCCGUUUCUGUGGCAACGACACGCCCACCUCCAUCGCGUCCAGCGGGCGGAGCCUGUGGCUGCAGCUGGUGUCCCGCGGUCCGCCAGCGCCCCCUGUCGACGGGACAACGCACUACAGCGUGUCGAGAGGGUUUCUGGUCAAUUUUGAGCCGGGAGGGGUGUGCGAGCGGACCCUUACGGAGACGUCGGGCCGCAUCAAGAGUCCCUCCAACAUCGAGACGUCCCUGCAGGGUAUCGACUGCGCAUGGCAGAUAGUCGUGCCGGAGGGGUACUAUGUGGCGCUAACUAUAGAAGACGUCCAACUUCCAGGUUACGACAGGUCAGACCAGUGCCACCUGCACUUUGUGGAGGUUCAGGACGGGAACUCCACCGACUCCACCACCAUCAACCGACUGUGCCACUCCAGCCAGGGGGUGGGGCUCAUCUCCUCCGGAUCUCAGCUCAGGAUCAUCCUCAAGUCCAGCCCCAGUCUGCAGCACGCGUCCUUCUCAGCCUCCUACACCGCUAUCGACAUAGACGAGUGUAUGAGUGAUAACGGCGGAUGUCAGGAGGCGUGUCUGAACCUGGACGGAGGGUACGCAUGCGGCUGCUCUUACGGGUACGAGAUAGCUCCGGACGGGACUAGCUGUGUAGACAUAGACGAGUGUCUGACGAGCGACAACAAUGGCGGGUGUUCUCACCUGUGUGUGAACACGGAGGGCGGGUAUCACUGUGACUGUCCACAGGGCUUCACACUGGCACACAACAAGAGCACGUGCUACGAUAAUAACGAGUGUGCUGAGGUAGACCUGAUCCAGUGCGAGCACCGCUGCCUGAACACGGUGGGCGGGUACCGCUGCUCCUGUCAUGCAGGCAAAUUCUUCACAGAUAAUAACGAGUGUGCUGAGGUAGACCUGAUCCAGUGCGAGCACCGCUGCCUGAACACGGUGGGCGGGUACCGCUGCUCCUGUCAUGCCGGGUACGUGCUGGCCAUGGACGGCAAGAGGUGCGAAAAAAUCCCCGGGUGCGGCGGAAACCUGACUGACCUGGAGGCGUCCUUCAAGUCUCCGGAGCUGCCGGUAGAAAACCCGUACGACCUGGACUGUAUCUGGGAAAUCAUCGUGGAGGAAGAUCUACAGUUGUCACUCAGGAUUGCGCUUGAUCCGUGGGAGGACAACGACGUGUGCCGUGAGUACGUGACGCUACGGCAGGGCUCCAGCCCGGACUCCCGGGAGCUGAGACUGUGUGGGACCGGGGACGUGCCCGACAUGUACCGCACCCACUCCAACGUCGUCACGGUGCACUUCCGCUCAGCACCGCCCCACAUGGGAGGGUUCACGGUGGAGUACUUCACCACGGAGAAGAAACACCCCUGCGGAGGACUCGUCACUGGAGGAAAGACCAUCCUACAGUCGCCAGGGUUCCCCGACCACUACCCGAACCGUGUGGACUGCGUCUGGCGGAUUGUGAACAGGCGAGGCCGGCACGUCAGGCUGCGGUUCCGCGCCUUCGAGGUGGAGAAUCAGGAGGACUGUACGUUCGACUACCUGGCCAUCAUGGAGACCAGCAGACAGAGUCACAGGCUCAUCGGCAGGUUCUGUGGCAGUAAGCUUCCUCCGACGAUCGUGACGUCAGAAGGCGAUGAAUUAUGGGUAAAAUUCCAGUCGGACGGGACGGUGCAACGGCGAGGCUUCAGCGCGCUGGUGGAGGUGGAAUAACAACUCUCGUGGAUUCUCGCAGAUU
This is a messenger RNA of Branchiostoma belcheri (Belcher's lancelet), 2470 nucleotides long. RefSeq names its product bone morphogenetic protein 1-like. The record is from RefSeq and is a predicted model, not a curated record. The coding region runs from base 28 to 2445 and encodes 805 amino acids. Gene Ontology annotation, biological process: proteolysis. NCBI's taxonomy places the organism in Eukaryota, Metazoa, Chordata, Leptocardii, Amphioxiformes, Branchiostomatidae. Gene Ontology annotation, molecular function: serine-type endopeptidase activity; metalloendopeptidase activity; calcium ion binding. The transcript is spliced from 15 exons.